Messenger RNA from Trichoderma virens Gv29-8, 2292 nucleotides. Its product is annotated as ubiquitin-protein ligase. Lineage: Eukaryota; Fungi; Ascomycota; Sordariomycetes; Hypocreales; Hypocreaceae. The transcript has 2 exons. Gene Ontology annotation, biological process: ERAD pathway. Gene Ontology annotation, molecular function: protein binding. Gene Ontology annotation, cellular component: endoplasmic reticulum membrane. Bases 1 to 2292 code for a protein of 763 amino acids. The record is from RefSeq and is a predicted model, not a curated record.
AUGGAAGACGCUGACAUAGCCAAAGGACACGAUUUUGUCGACGCAGCGCUUGCCGAGCUCCGAAAGAUCCCACGACCACCCCGGCGAGGUCGACAGUCAUCCGGAAUAUUCAGCUCAGCCCUGCGCCUGCUUCUCAGGACCAUCCCAACCGGACCUGUCACUGCGCCAUCGCAUUCGAAGUCGACGCCACUCAGCGGUCCCCUGUUGAAUGCGGUGGAAUUCCUUGAGCAGGCUGCCAACCAGAACAACUCCGAUGCGUUGUAUAUCCUUGCCGAGUUCAACUUUUUCGGCAACUUUAGCCACCCCAGAGAUCUUGGAGCUGCCUUCAAGUACUAUCGACAGCUGGCAUCGAGCCAUGGAAAUACUACGGCGCAGUACAUGCUGGGGUUGUACUACUCAACAGGCAUUGGCGAUGUUGUCCCUCGAGACCAAGGCAAAGCGCUCCUCUACUACACCUUCGCCGCUGUUCGAGGAGACACCAGAGCUGAGAUGGCUACUGGCUUUCGCCAUCUAGCGGGUAUUGGAGCAACAAAGAGUUGCGAGACUGCCGUCAAAUACUACAAGCGCGUGGCGGACAAGGCCAUCGAGUGGUAUCGUUCUGGUCCUCCCGGUGGCAUGUCAUGGGUAUCUCAGUCAUGGCGCAUUGCGGACGACGAUGGCGGGUUGUAUGGAGAAGGCGCAAGUGCUUCAAGCGCCGGCAUGAAUGCCUUUAAACCUAGUCCCAACUCUGAUGCCAACGCUGCCAUUGGCGAUGUUAUUGAAUAUCUGGAUCUCAUGUCUCAAAAGGGUGAUUCAAAGGCUUCAUUCAACCUGGGACGCAUCUAUUACGAGGGGCAGCGAGGGCUGGACCACGACUACGAGUUGGCCAGAAAGUAUUUCUUAUUGGUUGCGUCAAGGUACUGGAAGAAUGGACGCAUUGUAGACAAUGCCAAGUCUGGCAUCGAGAAACUGGCCGGUAAGGCCGCCGGCUACCUCGGCCGGAUGUAUCUGAGAGGAGAUGGAGUAACUCAGAAUUUUGAUAGAGCAAAGCAGUGGUUUGAUCGCGGCGACUCACAGGCUGAUGCCCUGUCUCGAUAUGGCCUGGGGCUCAUGUAUCUGCACGGCUACGGUGUCAAGGAGAAUGUUGUCAAAGCCGUGGAGCUGUUCAGAGUAUCCGCUGAUCACGACUAUGCCCCAGCGCAGGUUCAAAUGGGACAGUUAUACCUCGACCAAGGCGGCACUGAGGAUGUUCGCAUCGCCAACAACUACUUUGAGCUGGCCGCUCGUUAUGGCAACAUCGAGGCCAACUAUUAUCUCGCAGAAUUGGUUUUCCACGGUCUUGGUCGCGAAAAGCUUUGUAGCAUGGCGCUGAGCUACUACAAGAGCGUGGCCGAAAAGGCAGAGCCUCUUGUCUCAUCUUGGGCGGAUGCAAACGAUGCGUAUGAGGCUGGAGACUACGACUUGGCGUUUCUUCAAUAUCUCCUGGCGGCUGAGCAAGGAUACGAGAAGGCGCAAACCAAUGUUGCCUAUGUCCUCGACACGAUUCGAUCCAAACUCCCACUAUCUGAACUGCUGCGCAAACGAAAGGACAGGUCCGGGCUGCUCGAUAAUCCUGCACUAGCCUUGAUUUACUGGACGCGAGCAUCUAGGCAAUCAAACGUCGACGCCCUUGUAAAGAUGGGUGACUACUACUUCUAUGGCAUCGGUGCGGAGCGGGAUAUCGGCAAAGCAGUUCAGUGCUAUACGGGCGCUUCUGACUAUUCGCAAAGCGCUCAGGCGCUUUUCAACUUGGGUUGGAUGCAUGAAAACGGCAUCGGGUUGACACAGGAUUUCCAUCUUGCCAAGAGAUUCUACGACCAUGCGUUGGCGGUUAAUGACGAAGCGUAUCUCCCCGUUACCCUUGGAUUGCUAAAGCUUCGGGUACGAAGUGCUUGGAACAAAUUGAUCAAUGGGUCAAUCCACUCCAUCCAAGAUGAGCCGAAGAAACAGAAGGACUGGUCGCUGUCAGAGUGGAUAGCCAACUUCUUGGAGGACGAUGAACUCUUGUAUGAAGACGAUUACUAUGAUGACGACAUAUACGAUGGUACUAUCGGAGAUGAUGGCGAAGACCCUCUUGAUGGGGUUAUUGAGAGCGCUCUCAUCAUAGGCAUCACAGCGGCGCUUGUUUUGCUCUUGUGGUGGAGGCAAAGGAUGCAACAGCAGCAUGCGCAGAACGUUGAAGGGGAGCGUCAAGACCAGAGGCAAGCACAAGGCAAUGCCGUCAACCCCGAGGAUGCGUUUCCCGCCUGGGCUGGAGGAGGAAUGGGUUUAUAG